Botrytis fragariae is the source of this 642-nucleotide messenger RNA. RefSeq lists its product as uncharacterized. The coding region runs from base 1 to 642 and encodes 213 amino acids. NCBI's taxonomy places the organism in Eukaryota, Fungi, Ascomycota, Leotiomycetes, Helotiales, Sclerotiniaceae. The record is from RefSeq and is a predicted model, not a curated record. The transcript is spliced from 2 exons.
AUGGAGUACUUGGUAGAAGCAGUAAUAGAUUUAAGUGAUUCUACGCCAAAUCAUGGGACAGAAACAAUACCGUUGUUUUGGCGAGUCAUAGAAAAACUAUUUGGGUGCCACCCCCUGAUAAUUCCUUAUCUCGAACAGCUCAUACGGCUCAUUAUCAAGAAAUCGAUUCAUGACCCAUUUGGACGCGAUGGAAUCCUGGAACCCCGACUUCAGGAUGGCCUUCGGUACUCAAUCGUUGCUCAAUUCAUUCCUUGUCUUCAGACUCAAGAGACCUGGCCAUUAACAGCUAUAAAAGCCUCCGUGGACCCUUCUUUACGACCCCCUCAAGACCUAUAUAUCCAGAGAGUUCUUCAGUCUUUCAAAUUCGAGGACUCGAUCUUGGAAUCCUACUGCAUUGAUAUCUUCAAUACUUUCAUCAUAUUGAGCAUGGAACACGAACAUCUUUAUCCGAGGGUCAGGGAAAGAAAUAUUCAAUGCUUGAAAGCUGGUAUGAAACUCAAUCAUGCCAGUCAGCGCAAACUUAUACCUUAUGACAAAACACUCUACUCAGCAUAUAGAUACAUGGGCGGUGUGCAAUUGUUGAAAUCAAUGCUACACGACGCGGGUUAUAAAAACCUUGAGAUAGAUGGAAUAUUCGAAUAA